GGAGGCGCUCUUAAAGAUCGUGACAGUUCGAAAGAGAGAGCAAUCCUGACAAGAAUCCCUGGGAAGAAGGUAUCUUGGGCAGGCCUCAUCGCAGCUGUCCAUCACCCGAAGGAAAGAAAAAAGCAUAUACUCUCCGUACUUACUAGCAGUUGAUAGCCCCGCCGCCGCCCGCCCGUCGGCUCCGGCGCCUGCUCGAAGCUGAGUUCAAGAACAGAAGUGAUUUCUCGACCAAAAACAGAGAUUGAUAAGGAGAGCUCGAGAGGGAGUUGAGAUCUGAAGUGCUUUCUCGGCCAGAUCCGAUCCGAGGGAGGAAGGUAUCGUCGUCUGCUCGUCCAUGGGGAUGCUAGGGCUGAACAGGCUCGUGUCUCUGCAGAGCGACCGGCCGCGGCGUCAGCAAGGGGGAGUUUCAGGUCGUCGGCUUACGGCCUCAAGGACGGGUAAAAGGAAGGGAUCGCCCUGUCAACAAGAUGACGAUGGCGAUGAUUCUCAAUCUGGUAAAAUUAGGAGAACGGUAAUCAAGGCGCUUCCUGAGGACAUAUUGUUUCGUAUACACUCCUUAAUGCCAAUGCGUGAAGCUGCUCGUGCUGCUUGCGCAUCUCACGCCUUUUUAAAUUCGUGGAGAUACCAUCCCAAUCUCAUCUUUGAUAAGGAUACAAUUGGCUUUCCCUUUUUACAUUCGUGGAGAUACCAUUCCGGCCUCAUCUUUAAUAACGAUACAAUUGGCUCGAAAGAAAGUGCGAGUGGAGAGAAUGUCCACCACAAGAUUGACUGCAUUCUCAGGGAACACAAAGGCAGCUUGAAAACAUUCAAGCUUGACUACGCUCGAAUGAAUGGGCUCGAUGACUUCAGUUAUCUUGACAGUUGGCUUCAAAUUGCUCUUAAGCCUGGGCUUGAAGAACUCACCUUCAUGUUGUCUGCAUCAAUGUCUCAAACAACUGGAAAAUACAACUUCCCAUGCCCGUUGUCUGGAGCAAAGAGAACAUACAACUUCCCAUGCGCGCUUUUAUCUGACAGGGUUGGAAACUCGCUUCGGUGCCUUAGACUUGGUCUCUGUGUCCUCCAUCGCAUAGUUGAACUUGGCCCCUUGAGAAGCCUAACACGCCUGUACCUCUGUCAUUUGAGCAUCACAUGGAAUGAGUUAGAGCGCCUUCUUUCCAACUCGCUUGCUUUGGAGCUAUUACAUCUUACUGGUUGUGAUGAGAUUAAAUGUCUGAAAUUAUCUAGUGCCCUGCAGCGGCUCAGCGGGCUUCAUAUUUUAGUAUGCCAGAGAUUGGGAGUGAUAGAGAGCAAAGCUCCAAAUCUCUCUAGUCUCCGCCUUAGAUCAGGAUGCAGGUUAGACUUCUCACUUGUGGAAACAUGGCAAAUGAAGAAACUAUACUUGGUACAAAGCAAUCUUAUCUAUGAUGCCCGUGCCAAGCUACCACCCGUUCUGCCAAAUAUUGAAACUCUUUACAUAGAAUCACAGCGUGAGGUGGUUGAUGCACCAAUGCUGCCUACCAAAUUCCUCUACCUUAAGCACCUGACCAUUGUUUUGAGAUUAGAACCAAACGGUUCCGGGGCAUAUGACUAUUUUUCUCUGGUUUCUUUCCUGGAUGCUUCUCCUUCCCUGGAGACUUUGACAUUAGAUGUGACUCAGCGGCGUAUGGUGCAUGAAUCGAUUUUUGUGGAUUCACAACUGAGGCACAUGCCUGAGCACCACCAUGGCCACCUCAAGAGCGUGAAGAUCAGUGGUUUCAGCUCUGCGAAGUGCUUGAUUGAACUGACAUGUUAUAUUCUCAAGAACGCGGUGUCACUUGAGUGUCUUACAUUGGACACCAUUUGUGGGAAUAGGUGUUAUGAUGAAGGCGGCGACAAUUGGUGUGUUCCCAUGGCGGAUCCUAUUCUCGUGGAAACCCCUAGGACGCUCUCGGCUAUCAGAACAUACAUUGAGAAUAAAGUUCCAUCUACAGUUAAGUUAACUGUUCUGGAGCCUUGCAACAAAUGCCAUGGUAAAAGACUAGAGCGGCUAUUAUCACUGUCGCACAAUGUCAUUUCCAUUUAAUUUUAGAUGGCCCAUGUUUUGCUUCUUGAACCAUUUGUGUGACCUACUGUACAACAAAAUUUUAAUUCAAAUCUUGGAUGGACCAUUUUUUUUAUCCGGAUUAGCUGACCAAUGU
Triticum aestivum (bread wheat) is the source of this 2156-nucleotide messenger RNA. RefSeq lists its product as uncharacterized. NCBI's taxonomy places the organism in Eukaryota, Viridiplantae, Streptophyta, Magnoliopsida, Poales, Poaceae. The record is from RefSeq and is a predicted model, not a curated record. Gene Ontology annotation, molecular function: protein binding. The transcript is spliced from 5 exons. Bases 335 to 2041 code for a protein of 568 amino acids.